CUUAGAAUAUUUCGUUGAGACUUCUUUCAAAAAGCUAUACGAUCCAGUAAAAUGAAUGUUCUUCAAGGACAAUACGGAUCGAACGUGAUAAAGCGCGCCCGUAGUCUUCCUUCUUUGUCCAUGRUCACACGAAUAGCUGCUGAUGGCRAGGCGUCGRAGGUGGUGAUCUAUUCAUCUCUCGAUGAGCAAUCGAUAGGCUCGAGUCAAUCCACUACGGAAGACAAUGUACAGCCCCUAAAAUCAAAACUAAAUAGAUGGAUCUUAUGGUCGCUGGUUUCCUUAGUGGUGUUGGUGGCCCAGAGCACCGUAUCGAUCACCCUAAAACACAAUGGCAUAAUAUCUAGAGACCUUCACGAUAUUGUCUCCGAGCGUGUGUCUCCGGUGGCAGAGCGYGUYAUACCAGAACUCCAGCAACGAUUGGAAUURUUUGAGAACAGGAUGCUCGAUACKCUGGAAAUGGCAAGAUACAUGGCUCCCAAUUUCAACGAAACGCUGUUCUGGCGAAGAAUGAAUUCGACGUCGCUGGAUCGAGAAGAAAUAGCGAUGACUGCUACGACCAACCAGAAAAUGCGCCCAGGUUUUCAGCUAGCACAAAAGGUGGGUGCAAAAGGCCAGUAUCCGGUGGUAAUGGUCCCGGGGUUUGUGACUAGCGGUUUGGAGGUCUGGAAAGGAAAGUCGUGCAUGCAAAACCUCUUCCGGGAGCGCGUCUGGGGCGGWCUUUCUUCCGCUCAGUAUUGGUUGCGCGAACGUUUCUGUAUCAUGGAGAAUCUGGCGCUGGAUCCUUUUACYGGGGGCGACCCCGAAGGCAUCAAGCUGCGAAGCUCCCAGGGUUUUUCAGCCGCCGAUUUCUUUGUGGGCAGUGACUGGAUGUGUAAGUAACGGAAAGGAAAAUAAUAUUGAAACAACUUCUUGGGGAUGUUUUCUCGAGAUAACAUUAACGUCGCGCCCCGUUUUCUUCUUCUUUCAUUGCACUUUGUCUGUUUCGUAGGGGGCAAUUAUUGGGUUUGGUCUAAGAUUCUGGAGAAUCUUGCGGAUUUAGACUACGAUACCAAUUCGAUGACKUUGGAGGCCUACGAUUGGCGUUUGGGAAUGCAAAUCCUGGAAGAACGCGAUAGUUACUUUACCCAUCUCAAAAAUAGAAUCGAGGCUUACCACAAAUCGGCUGGUAAGAAAGUUAUUAUCACGGUGCACUCUAUGGGAGCAAUUGUUGUGCACCACUUCUUUGCAUGGGUUACGGAACCCAAACGACGAGGUGGGGGUGGUGGCGGGAAGAAAUGGGUCGACGAACAUAUUCACGCGUAUGUGAGCAUUGCUGGUGCUCACCUGGGAGUACCGAAAGCCGCCAGUGCCCUGAUGUCRGGAGAAAUAAGCGACAUGGUCUUUAUGGGGGGCAUGGGAAGCGUGCUCGAACGUUUUAUUCCACGCAAGGCAAGGAGAGAUCUAUAUCAUACCUGGGGGAGUCUGUGGGCGGUAGGUUUUGCCACCAUUUCAUGAGGACUUACGAAUACCAACACCAUUUUCUCACCGAUUUCUCGUUUUUGUUUGUUUGUUUGUAGAUGCUUCCAAAAGGAGGUGAUGCACUGUGGUCGAUCGGCGCCGAYUUCUCCGAGACGCAAAGUUGCGACGGUUCAGACGGUGCAUGUCCAUGGUACCAACACGAAAUAGAGAAGAAUCUGUUUGUCAUGUCGUCUGAGAAGACCGAGGACGACGCACCCAACCAUCCCAUUCACUGCAACAGGAACGAUUUAAUAGACAAGAAGUCCGAAUCAACCGUGAAUCUUGCUCUGCAACAACUUGCUUCCGGGAUAGGUCAUACGACACAGAGCAUUAUUGAUUUCUUGCUCACCUGGGGGGGCGGCUUUGGUCCCGGUACCUCMCCGGCCAAGUUGUAUUCGUUCCAUCAAAGUCCCCGCGAGAAGCUGUCGGSUAGAACCUGGCACGAUGUCACACAGACCCCGCUUCCGUAUGCCCCAAAGAUGAAGAUUUACUGCCUGUACGGCGUUGGGGUUGAAACCGAACGCGCCUACUUUUACAAACGCAACCCGGGCGAGCACGGGUUGUUCGCACAGGACAACAGCAGCGACAAUGGCAAGAASARCACCCAAACCAUUGCCGACCCACCCUUUAUAAUGGACACCAGCAUUGAGGAYCCGAACCUCGGGAUCGURCACGGAAUCAAAUACACCGACGGCGACGGAAGCGUCCCGCUCCUGAGCCUGGGGUAUAUGUGCGCGGGUCCCUGGCGGGACAAAACCUCUGGGAUGAAUCCCUCCGGGAGCAAAGUCAUCACGCGGGAAUACAACCACCGCACCGAGUUUCUGGCGGACGAUCCUUUGCGGAAGGGUCCGCAUUCCGGCGAGUGAGUUGGAUCGAAUCGAACCCGAUUGGUUGUUUUUUUCUUUGCGCAUAAGUAACUAACUUGUUCGCUCUGCUCUGCUUCGUUUACUCGUUCUCUACUCUUCUCUGUGGCCACACCAGACACGUGGACAUUCUGGGAAACCACGACAUGAUGGAAGAUUUCAUGAAAAUCGUCAGCGACGAGGACGUGGACUCUGUAACGGACAGUUUCGUGAGUGACAUCGAAAAUAUUGUCCAGCGAAUCAAGGACCAUCCCGACGGGGGACUGCCCCGGCCGAAACGAAGGAAGCGUUGAGUUGAGGCCAACCCCUCCCCCGUCCCCUUAGGCAUCACAUUCGUAUCUUCUACUGUAUUUUUUAUCCUUCUGUUUUUUAAUAGAACCUCGAAGACAAGCGUAUAGUAUACAUUAGCUUCGGCUCAUUCGCCUAUUUGGUUGUAUUCGCAAGGGCACGACGUUUUUGAAUAGAUAUUGUUUUUAAAA
Messenger RNA from Pseudo-nitzschia multistriata, 2839 nucleotides. Lineage: Eukaryota; Bacillariophyta; Bacillariophyceae; Bacillariales; Bacillariaceae. The record is from the annotation of a GenBank genome assembly.